Molecule: messenger RNA, 4470 nt
Organism: Malassezia vespertilionis
Lineage: Eukaryota; Fungi; Basidiomycota; Malasseziomycetes; Malasseziales; Malasseziaceae
Gene: KOG1
Product: Target of rapamycin complex 1 subunit kog1
Exons: 1
Coding region: 1-4470 (1489 amino acids)
Biological process (GO): positive regulation of cell growth; cellular response to starvation; cellular response to amino acid stimulus
Cellular component (GO): cytoplasm; TORC1 complex
Molecular function (GO): protein-macromolecule adaptor activity; protein binding
Source: RefSeq, a predicted model, not a curated record
AUGCCCGUCGCGACACGAGCGGCAAUGCAUGCGAGUUUCUCGAGCGAGGAUGCGUGUGUGGUCGAGGAACCGGACGACAAUGUGAGCACCAUUUCCGCCGAUUUGGACGGCGAGCGCCACGGCGCGCUGCUGCAGCCAGAGUCGGAGGACUGGAUGCUGCUCGAGUCGCCGUACAUGACGCACUGGACCAACAAACGCCAUACAACGAGCGGCGAUCCGCGGCCGCGGCGUGCGCGCGACAUGCCUGACUGGCGCAUGCGCGAGCGCCUGCGCACGGUUACUGCGGCUCUUGUCAUGUGCCUAAAUAUUGGCGUGGAUCCGCCCGACGUGAGCAAGACAAAGCCCUCCUCGAAGCUUAUAUGCUGGAUGGACCCCGAGUCGCUGGACCCCAGCAAAGCGCUCCCUGCCAUCGGCCGCAAUCUGCAAGUUCAAUUCGAGACGCUCAGCAUGAAGACGCGCUACAAGCAGUACCUAGACCCCAUUGUCGAAGAGACAAAGCGGUUCUGUACCAACCUGCGGCGCACUGCAAAAGACGAGCGGGUCCUCUUCUACUACAAUGGGUUCGGUGUGCCUAAGCCAACGCCGGGCGGCGAGGUGUGGGUUUUCAACAAGGCCUACACACAGUAUAUCCCCGUCACACUCUACGAUUUGCAAACGUGGCUGGGAAGUCCGUGCAUCUACGUGUGGGACGCAAGCGCUGCUGGGAACAUAGUGCACAAUUCGCGGCGGCUUGCGGAGGCGCGCGCAGAAGAAGAGGUCAAGGUAGCCGCUAGCGAGGGCCGUCCGCCGCCGCCGAUCCCAAAUGCAGACGGGAUCGUGAUCGACGCGGAUGGCGAGCCGCAGUUUCCAUUGCGCGAAUCAAUCCACCUCGCAGGGUGCGGCGCGGACGAAGUGCUUCCAAUGAAUCCUGAUUUGCCCGCGGACCUGUUUACCUGCUGCCUUACGUCGCCCAUCGAGAUUUCCCUGCGCUGGUUCGUCCUGCAGAAUCCCUUGCCCAGCUCGCUGAAUGUCGACAUGGUCAUGAGCAUUCCAGGCCGCUUGCAGGACCGACGCACGCCUUUAGGAGAGCUUAAUUGGAUCCUCACCGCCGUCACCGACACGAUUGCAUGGACUGUGCUCCCUCGCGCGCUUUUCCGUCGCUUUUUUCGCGACGAUCUCAUGGUCGCAGCGCUCUUGCGCAAUUAUUUGCUUGCGCAGCGCAUCAUGCGCUUUUACCACUGCACGCCCGUGUCCUAUCCAAGCUUGCCAGACACACACGACCACCCCCUCUGGGCCUCUUGGGACCUCGCCGUGGACCAGUGCCUCGUGCAGCUUCCCACGCUCCUCGCCAAAGAGCAGGCACGGUCGGAAGCGGUGAAUGGCGGCGAGCCCAUCCCACCGCACCUCGCCGCAUUCGAGUACCGCCACUCUACAUUUUUCAGCGAGCAGCUCAAAGCAUUUGAAGUGUGGCUCUCCCAGGGCGACGUGAGCAGAAGACCGCCGCGGCGAAGGGUGCGGCGCUUCCCCUUUGUCGCGCUCGGCGAUCCGAUCCAGCCGGAUGCAAUGGAAGCUGCGCGGCUGUGGCAGGAGCCGCACGAGGCCGACGAAGAACACGAUCCCCCCAUGCAGCUCCCCAUCGUCCUCCAAGUCCUGCUCUCUCAGAUCCACCGCCUCCGCGCCUUGAUUCUGCUGAGCCAGUUUCUCGAUCUGGGCCCGUGGGCCGUGAAUUUGGCGUUGAGCAUCGGCAUCUUUCCAUACGUACUCAAGCUUCUGCAAAGCCCCGCCGCCGAUCUCAAGCCCGUCCUGAUCUAUAUCUGGGCGCGGAUCCUCGCCGUGGACCACAGCUGCCAAGUCGAUCUUUUGCGCGACAAUGGAUACAUGUACUUUGCCGCAGUCUUGUCCCCGUUCCAGGCAAGCACCUGGGCCAAUGGCAGCACACUCCCGAUUCCCAACGUGUCGGAGCACCGCGCCAUGUGUGCUUUUAUCCUCGCUGUUUUCUGCCAAGACUUUCCUGCGGGACAGGCGGCGUGCUUGGAGGCAGACGUGAUGGAUGCAUGCUUAGAACACCUCGAAGACGACGACUUUCUUCUUCGGCAGUGGUCUGCGCUGUGCCUCGCGCAGCUGUGGGGCCACAACGAGGCCGGGAAAGCGCGCGCGAUUGCCAAGGAUGCGCACGGCAAGCUGUGCUGCCUCUUGAGCGACGCAUCGCCCGAAGUGCGCGCGGCAAUGCUUUUUGCCUUGGGCGUCCUGCUUGGCACAAGCGCCUCCGCCCACGAUCCACUCGACAAGCUCAGCGCGCCAAAGCGCGACGCACAUAAACAGCCGCUGUGCAUCGGCACAGGAUCCGCCACGGGCCUCGCUCCGGGCCGGCAGCGCUCCUUGGAAGUGGGCAUUGCCGUCGCCGUCCUUUCCUCCGCGACAGACUGCAGUCCGCUGGUGCGCAAAGAACUCGUCGUGACACUCAGUGCGCUUGUCGCUUCCUACGAGAGCUUUUUCACGCUUGCAGCGUACCUGUACUAUGCGUGUGAUCUAGAACAAAUACCGCGGCGCGGCAUGCUUUCCUCGGCGCAGAUCACUGCCGAGGUGAAUGCGCGGCUCGACAUGGAAGAUACACUCCUCGCCGACAUCCUCACCCUUGUCAUGGAGCACGACCAGUCCAUCGAAGCGCAGGACAUUGCCAAUAUCCCCACCAUCGUAUCGCUAUUUGUUGCAUUGCUCGACCUCAGUGUCGAUCCGCACAUGGAAGUGAGUGCACUGGCCAACACAGUCGUCGAUCGACUACUCGCAACCGUGUUCAACAGCGGACUUUUGCAGGCGCACGACAGUGCACUGCGCCUCACGAGCCCUGCGCCGAUCAAAGAGCGGCGCACCAUUCACACGCGCGUCGGCAAAACAGCACCAAAAGUAGCGAGCGCUGCGAAUCCAUCCGCACUUGAGCGCACCGUCCAGGCGCUCUCGAAACUGGGGUACGGCGCGCCUAUGGAACCGCUUCUAUCUUCCGAAGCGCAUCCAUCGCACGUCACCGUCGCAGGCCCGAAGAUUGAGCGCCUCGAGAAUGGGCACGUCGAGCACGUCAGUUUUGCGCAUUACACCUCGCCGUACACAAACGAACCUACCACGCCGAGUCCCACAGACCGACGCAGCGGCGCGACAACAGCGCGCACGCCGCAACACGCCGCCACGAUUCUUGCGGCCAUGAUGGCCAACGACCUACACAGGCUUCACACACGCUCCACCACGCAGGACUUGACGCGCCUGCCUGCGACACCAGACAUGCCGCCGAUCCGCCACGACCUUCCGCUCACGUCGCGCUUGUUUGCGUGGUGCAGCGAGUAUUACACCGAGCCGCAGAUGAAGUCUGCCGAGGCCGACGAGCCAGGCAGCUGGCAGUAUAACUGGCAGACAUGGCGCAGGCAGCGGAGCGAGCGCCAGAGUGUGGAAGCAAUCGGCGCUGCGAGUCGUGCAACGCGCGGACGGUGGAAUAUGCGCGCAGGCAAACUAAUUAUGCCGGCACCGCCCGCUGCGAUGGCGUUCCAAGAGUUUGAAAAUUUGCUGGUCGUCGCGUCCGAAGAGCGCAUGGUGCGAGUGUAUGAUUGGGAGGAGCGGCGGCUGCUGAGCACGUUUUCCAACGGAAAUCCGCGCGGCACAGACAUUACCUCGCUUGCAUUUGUCAACGAAGAGGUAGAUGCUCUCUUGCUUACGGGCGCGGCGACGGGAAAUGUGAGCAUUUAUCGCGACUACCAGCACAAGCCGCAGCUGGUGAGUGCUUUCCGCGCGCUUCCAGACUUGGUCCGCAGUACUUAUCCUGCGGGACUCACAGUUGCUUGGCAGCAGGUUGCCGGGCGUCUGCUCGCCGCAGGAGACUGCCGUGUGAUUCGGACGUGGGACGCACACCGCGAGCUUUGUAUUGCCGAUGUUCCCACGCAUACCAACAGCUGUGUGACUUCGCUGACGUGCGAUAGCGAGAUUGGCCACUUGUUUAUGGCAGGCUUUGGCGAUGGAUCGAUCGGUGUGUACGACCAGCGUAAUCCACCUGGGAGUAGCUUGGUGCGGUUAUGGGAAGAGCACAAUGCUUGGGUCCAGAACUUGCACCUCCAAAAGUACGGGCAGCGCGAGCUGCUCUCGGCAAGUGUCGAUGGCGGAGUGCGGUUAUGGGAUAUUCGCGCGCGUGCUUCGCUGGUUCAGGGCAAUGUCAGGCUCGGAGGGAAUCUUUCCAGCUUUGCCUUGCAUGAUCGUGCGCCGCUGUUUGCCGCUACGUCGACGCCGCAGGCGACGACGUCGGGGUAUGUGUACUCUGCACAGAUUUAUACAGUGCAGGAUAUGAAGCCGCUUGGCGGAUCCAUUGAGCGGGUAAUGCCGGCGAAUGCCAUGCGUGGAAUGCCGCCGUCUGCCUACUCGCCCAGCAUGACGCAAACCGCAUUUCACCCACAGUACCCAUUGAUUGCAUUCGGUGGGCUUGGGGGAAUUGUAGAGCUCCGUAAAUAUGACUAG